AUGGCUGUUGGGCAGGGCGUAGAUGUUUCCAAGAAGCUCAAGGCUGCGAUAAAAGCGAAAUUGGAGGAGCUGGGUGUCUAUGUUGAUGAUGAGCUUCCCGAAUAUAUAAUGGUCAUGAUAGCGAACAAGAAGGAGAAAAAUCAAAUGAAGGACGAUCUUAAUUUAUUUUUGGGAAAAUGCACGAAUAAAUUCGUGGAUUGGCUUUUUGAUCUCUUCGAAAGGCUACAAACCGUCGCAAGCAAAUCUGAUAGCCAGUCAGGUGUUGAAAAGCCUAGCAAGGAAAGCGCCAAGGAGAAAGAUCGCAGAAAGGAUGUGGAAUCUGUCUCACAUGUGGGCACUUCGAAGCGAGACGACCGAAGAGAAGCUAAGACGCAGUCAUCUUCACACCGUCAUGCCGAGUCGGAAUCGAAGAAGCAAAAAGAACGCGAAGAAAGGGCUAGAGAAGCAGAGCAACGAGCUAAAGAAGCUGAACGUCAAGAGAAAAUUCGUGAACAAGAGAAGUUGAAAUCCCGAUCAGAAGUAAGCCGAAGUCGUGAGACCGCCCGACCUACACGGAGAACGAAGGAGCGUAGGUCACGUUCUCGCUCACGUUCACGAACUUGGUCGGACGACGAAUUUGAGCACGAACUUGAAGAGCGCAACAAAAAGGCAAAAUUGAGAUUGGUUCAGGUAGCAUCCUCUGUGAUUGCGCAGCGUGCGCUUGCUGCCAGUCCUGAACCAGUGAAGGUCUCAUCGCAAGUGCACGUCAUGCGUAAAGUCAAAACGGCUACCAGUGAAAUUGAAAAGAAAACAAUGAAAGCGGGAUCGUCGAUGUUCCUGAAAGCAAUGAAUCAAGCAAGCAAAGGUACAGUUCAAAGUCGAGUGUCCAAGUCUCCACUCAAGAAUCGAAUUUCUCGGCCAAAGCUAGUUGCUGUGGAUAGCGAUGAGGAAAAUGAGUGUGAAUCGGAAGUGAUUGUGAGCGAUACAUCUCGUGCCCGCUCGGUCAGCCCUCAAAUCACGGUAACUUUGAAAGGUGCCAAGGAACACAUUGGAUCAAGGGGAACUAGAAAGGCUAAUUUGAAACGUCGCAAGGAGAAGGAUAGUGGAGAUGCUAAGAACGGAGGUGUUGUGGUUGUUCCAGAAAAACGUGGUCGAACCGUAGAAAUUGACAAUGACUUGUCGGAUGACCUUGAAUCUCCUUCCAUCCGUAAGUGGGACGGUCAGAUUCAGUUGGACGAGGAAGAUACGACCGAUGAUGACGAAGCGAAGAUCGAUGCAGUUUUGGCUGACGCUCGUGGUGUUUCUACUUCGAUGGAUGAGGACGGGGAAGUUCCGCCCACACAUCAGCUUAGUCGUGGAAACAGUUGGUCUGGAUAUGCGGGAUCACCUACGCAACAACCAUCUAGAGAAGCGCCGAAUUAUGUUCCCACUCCCCUGUCAAAAGAAGACACCAUAAACUUCCCAACGGUGACCAAGAUUCCAGAACGCUGUCGAUUUUGGCCAGCGUGCAGACAAGGGGAGAAUUGCUCCUACACUCAUCCUACGAAGCAAUGCAUAAACUUCCCGCAUUGUUCAUUCGGCUCUCGUUGUUUGUACAUUCAUCCGCCAUGCCGAUUUGAUAGGAAAUGUGUGAAUCCGAACUGCCCCUAUACUCACGGCAAAAUAUCGGCUGUAGCCGUUCCAACUCCGGCUGUUGUAGCAGUUCAGCAGGUACCACAGCCGGCUCCACCACCAGCACCUGUACCAGCUGUUGAACCGACAAAAGUUCAGCCUGAUGUGCCACUUUCCGCUGAGCCAAAUCCUGUUCCAAGUCUUGCAUCACUCACGCCUUGUUUGUUUGGUAACAAAUGUAAGAAACCGAAUUGCGCUUUCAAGCAUCCAAAGGCGUGCCAUUAUGGCUCUUUGUGCAUGAAUGCGAACUGCUACUUCUACCAUCCACCUCAGCCCAAAGCCGUGUUCGGAGCUGCAGUGACCGCCAAGAAGUUGGCUGUUCCGUACAAGCACUGGUGUUUUGGAAUGGGAUUGUUUCUGUCAGUCGCGUCAUUUCUUAUCCUUUGCGAAUAG
Messenger RNA from Ostertagia ostertagi, 2043 nucleotides. Lineage: Eukaryota; Metazoa; Nematoda; Chromadorea; Rhabditida; Trichostrongylidae. The record is from the annotation of a GenBank genome assembly.